This is a messenger RNA of Pichia kudriavzevii, 855 nucleotides long. RefSeq lists its product as uncharacterized. Gene Ontology annotation, cellular component: mitochondrial outer membrane. The transcript has a single exon. Gene Ontology annotation, molecular function: voltage-gated monoatomic anion channel activity. Gene Ontology annotation, biological process: monoatomic anion transmembrane transport. NCBI's taxonomy places the organism in Eukaryota, Fungi, Ascomycota, Pichiomycetes, Pichiales, Pichiaceae. The record is from RefSeq and is a predicted model, not a curated record. Bases 1 to 855 code for a protein of 284 amino acids.
AUGGCUCCAAUUGCAUUCUCCGACAUCGCUAAACCAUCCAACGACAUUGUCUCUAAGGACUUCUUCCACCAAGCACCUUUCUCUGUUGACGUCAAAACCACUGCUCCAAAUGGUGUUCAAUUCACCACUAAGGCAAAAUCCACUGGUGACAAUGUCGCAGCUUCUCUUGAAUCCAAGUACUCUGACAAGUCUACCGGUUUGGCUCUCACCCAAGGUUGGGACACCAAGAAUGUCCUUUCCACCAAACUUGAAUUGGCAGAUGCAAUCACCCCAGGUCUCAAGACCGAGUUGGUCUCUGCCUUAGUUCCAGGUGUUUCCAAGUCUGUCAAGUUCAACACAUACUUUGCAACUGAUUCCAUCAAUGCAAGAGCAUUUGUUGAUUUACUCAAAGGCCCUGUUUUCAAUGCAGAUUUGACCUUUGGUCAAGAUGGUUUAACCACCGGUGGUGCCCUAACCUAUGACGUUAAGUCUGCUAAGUUGUCCAGUUACACUGCAGCUAUUGGAUACAAGGCUUCUGCUUAUGCCGUUGCUCUUGUUGCUUCCAACAACUUAUCUGUUUUCACUGCUGGUUACUACCACAGAGUUUGCCCUCAAUUAGAAGUUGGUACAAAGGCAACCUAUGAUUCCAAGUCAACCGCUUCCGGUAACCCAGUCGCUGUUGAAUUGGCUUCCAAGUACCAACUUGACCCUACCGCAUUUGUCAAGGCAAAGAUUGCAGACUCUGGUUUAGUCUCCCUUGCUUACCAACAAGACUUGAACAAGGGUGUCAAGUUAGGUUUCGGUACCGCUUUCGACGCACUCAAGUUUGGUGAAGCUGCUCACAAGCUAGGUGUUUCUUUGUCCUUCUCUGCUUAA